Messenger RNA from Pediculus humanus corporis (human body louse), 825 nucleotides. Its product is annotated as protein kinase C, mu, putative. Gene Ontology annotation, molecular function: protein serine/threonine kinase activity; ATP binding. Gene Ontology annotation, biological process: protein phosphorylation. NCBI's taxonomy places the organism in Eukaryota, Metazoa, Arthropoda, Insecta, Psocodea, Pediculidae. The transcript has 4 exons. The record is from RefSeq and is a predicted model, not a curated record. Bases 1 to 825 code for a protein of 274 amino acids.
AUGGCUUAUCUCUACUUAAAUUCUGUAUCUGGUAUCGGAGAUGAAUCAUUAAUAGAAAUUGUUAUAACUGGUCAGUUGAUGACUGAAGAAGUACUUAUUCGGCCUCAUGCUGUCGUUGUUCAUUCAUACAAAGCUCCAACAUUUUGUGAUUUCUGCGGAGAAAUGUUGUUUGGAUUGGUUCGACAAGGGCUAAAAUGUGAAGGUUGUGGCUUAAAUUUUCACAAGCGCUGCGUCAUUAAAGUGCCAAAUAAUUGCUCUGUAUUAAAUGGGCAAAAAAGAAGAUCGUCUACUUUAAACGUUCCUAGAAGUACUUCAGAAACGGGUUCUACGUCUUCCUUAAUUUCAGCUUCCGAAGAGUCAGGUCUUCCACCUGCACCGUCACUCGUUGCAUCUAAAUUUAAUCGUUCACCUUCUAUAGGUAAUCGUUCUGGAUGGUUUGAAAAAGAUGUUAAUAGCAAAAUUAAAAUUCCCCACACCUUUGCUUUACAUUCUUACACCAGACCCACAAUAUGUGGAUAUUGCAAAAAGUUGCUCAAGGGUCUUUUUAAACAAGGUGUUCAGUGUAAGGAUUGUCAAUACAAUGCUCAUAAGAAAUGUAUAGAAAAAAUUCCAAAAGAUUGUCCUGGUGAAAGCACUAAAGAUCAAGCCGGGGAAUAUCCAGACAGUGGUUUAGGAAGUGAACCAGAAAGAGAGAGUUGUAGGGACGAAAUUGGAGAGGAAGAUUCAGAUGAAUCGAAUUCACCUUCCGGAACUCGAAAACUAUCUAUUAUAGAGGCAAGCACAAUUUUCAGCUGCUUUGUAAUUUUAUUUAAUAAAAGUCUUUAG